Peronospora belbahrii is the source of this 204-nucleotide messenger RNA. NCBI's taxonomy places the organism in Eukaryota, Oomycota, Peronosporomycetes, Peronosporales, Peronosporaceae. The record is from the annotation of a GenBank genome assembly.
AUGGACGAAGAAAAAGUACAAGCUUAUGCAGAUUUAGCAGCCCAAAUGAUGGAGCUGCAUGCGUCGAUUGCAGUACUGGCACAGAAUGUAGAGAAGAUGGCAAAAACAGAUGAGGAGGUUACUGAUAUGACACGUAUCUUCAAUGGAGUGUUGAAAAACGCAGCAGAGCAGACAAACUUUCGACAAGCGUCACUGUCUGAAUAA